CCACUAACAACUGAGAUGGGAACCGUGAACACAUGGAAAAGGGUUAUCCAGAAGGUAAGAAUGGAUAAGAAGAAAGAGAGAGCAUCAAAGAACAAGCCUAAUCCAGUAACCAGCAAUGAGGAUUUGAAGAAUUCCGCAAACAUCGCCCUGGAUAGGACACACCUGACUGCAGAGGAUUACCAAUGCACUGGCAUCCUGGAGCAAGAUUUUACCGAGCUUUGCUAUCGAGUGGGAUAUAUUGAAAUUCCCAAAGUCCUGGCAUACCCGUCUACGCCAGGAUCUGAAAAAACUGAAAAUUCCGAAUGUGCAGAUGUUAUCCAGGUCGGAUCAGGCCAGACAUCUGAUAGGUUCUCCUACUUUAAACCCAAAAUACAGAUUAUAAUGGAAAAUGAAGACCCAAAAUCCAUUAAAGAGAUUUCUAUCAGAGGGUGGAAGAUUGAAAGUAAAAUGAUCAGCGUUCUUGCUAAGUGUCUGCCUGCACUUGCCAAUCUGCAAACUGUCAGCUGCUGGAAUGUAGGUCUAACUGAUGACACUUUCUCGUCUUUUGUGGAUAUCCUGCAUCGCUGCCCCAACGUCCGGAAAGUAAUCUUGGAAGGAACUCCGCUGCCUCAACAAUCCUUUCAUAAACUCAUCACGGACGAUUUGCCGUUCACACAUAUUUCCUUACGGAACAACAAAAUUGAUGAUGAAGGAGCCCGACUCCUGAGCCAAUCUCUCCGAAGCCUCAAGAUGACGAACAAGAGUUUGGCUGUACUGACCCUCGCCUUCAAUCAUAUCUCUGAUCUGGGAGCUUGUCAUAUUGCUGAGGCCUUACGACUCCACCGCGCACUGCUUUCGUUGAACUUGGCAAGCAAUCAGAUAGGUGAUAAAGGAGCCCUCGCACUGGCAGAGAUCCUCGGACAUUUCUCAUUGACACACACAGAGAUUGUGCAAAGAAGGAAGUUAUUAAUGGAAAAAGAAAGUCGCGACCAUCCGAGAUCGCCGGCCACAUCACGACAUGGGGACGCGAAGAGUGAUCGGCCACCAAGCCACCAGAGCACUGUGGCUCUCGAUAAAUCCCAAGUGCUAAAAUCAAACAAAGGCUCAGUGAAGAAGAAUCCCAAGGAUGCCCAGAAGAAAGAGGACAAAUCGGUGGCCAACAGUCAUGGAGGUGGAACGUCCAGUAUAAUGAACCAAGCUGCCCCGGCCAAGAAAGACGACAGUAAAUCAUCGAAGAAACAAUUGGCUAAUCCUGACCCAAAAAAUGUAAAAGGAAAACCAGUUAGAUCUGCCACAAAGCGUACUCCGAUAACAGAGCAGGAGAAGACUGAACACAGUGAAAUAACAAUGAAUCCUUUGCUGGAACAAGCUGUAUCCCGAGACGGAAAAAUCUUUCUGUCUGGUAACAAAGUCCUCAUGAAUUUAAACCUUACAGGAAACAGAAUCACAGAACAAGGCCUGAGAGGGUUCUUGACAGCAAUGGAGACUCAAGUCCAGGAAUCUACGCUUAUCCCAGGAACCAAGACACACACUGGGCUACUCCGACUUUCCUUAACGGGUAACAACUUCUCACCGGCCAGCGCUACGUAUCUAAGGCUUCAGGAAUUAAUGUGUAACAGGGACCCAAUAAACAAACCUACCGGUUCUCCAGAGGAUUCUCCUAAGGACAGCUAGAGACCUGCAUGCUGAAAUGUCUCCUAAUGGCAGAAGAAUGAAUGACACUUUAUUAUAUAUUUUCAUUUUAAUGUGGCACUUUUACCCCCGUAUCAAAAAAAUAAUAUUUCAUAAAGGUAAAAUCGUUAUAAAAUAAACAGUUUGUAAGUCCCCUAAA
Messenger RNA from Pelobates fuscus (common spadefoot toad), 1810 nucleotides. It is a transcript of the gene LRRC71, whose product is annotated as leucine rich repeat containing 71. Gene Ontology annotation, molecular function: protein binding. The coding region runs from base 16 to 1653 and encodes 545 amino acids. The record is from RefSeq and is a predicted model, not a curated record. The transcript has 17 exons. NCBI's taxonomy places the organism in Eukaryota, Metazoa, Chordata, Amphibia, Anura, Pelobatidae.